Raphanus sativus (radish) is the source of this 909-nucleotide messenger RNA. RefSeq names its product cold shock domain-containing protein 4. The transcript has a single exon. The coding region runs from base 85 to 717 and encodes 210 amino acids. Lineage: Eukaryota; Viridiplantae; Streptophyta; Magnoliopsida; Brassicales; Brassicaceae. The record is from RefSeq and is a predicted model, not a curated record. Gene Ontology annotation, molecular function: zinc ion binding; nucleic acid binding.
UAAACAGCGUCUGCCUCACGCCAAAGUAGAGAGUGUUAAGAGAGAGAGAGAGAUCUGAACGGUUAUUUGGUAGAUUUGAUCAGAAUGUCUGGCGGCGAGGGAAACAACGGUGGAGGGAGACGCAAGGGGACGGUGAAGUGGUUCGACACCCAAAAGGGGUUCGGCUUCAUCACACCCGACGAUAACGGUGAGGAUCUCUUCGUUCACCAGUCCUCCAUCAGAUCUGAGGGUUACCGCAGCCUCGCUCCCGAGGAAUCCGUCGAGUUCGAGACCGAGGUCGACAGCAGCGGACGUACCAAGGCCAUCGAAGUCUCCGGACCCGACGGCGCUCCCGUUCUUGGAAACAGCGGCGGUUCGUCCGGAGGUCGCGGUGGUGGAUUCGGUGGUGGUGGAAGAGGAGGGGGACGCGGUGGUGGCGGUGGACGAGGAUACGGUGGUGACGGUUACGGAGGUGGAGGAGGUUAUGGUGGUGGCGGCGGUUACGGAGGAGGAGGUUACGGUGGUGGUGGCCGUGGAGGAGGCGGUGGUGAUGGGGCUUGUUACAAGUGCGGAGAGCCAGGUCACAUGGCGAGAGACUGUUCCCAAGGUGGUGGAGGAUAUGGAGGAGGAGGUUAUGGUGGUGGUGGUGGACGUGGCGGAGGAGGAGGCGGAGGGAGCUGCUACAGUUGUGGAGAGUCUGGUCAUUUUGCGAGGGACUGCACAAGCGGCGGUCGCUAAGUGAAAAGGUUAUGAAGCGGCUUGUAGAAGGGUAAAUCAGUCAUCUCGCCGCCUGCUAUCUCAAAAUAAUAUUUAUCUAUCUAUCUUCUGUCGUGAUGUGUUAGGACUUUGUGGGUUAUGAUGGUACUUGUGAUGUUUAAGAAUCUGGUUUCAUAUUUGCAUGUUUUAUCGAACUCUUGCUCUUGCUAAUUA